Rotaria sordida is the source of this 717-nucleotide messenger RNA. Lineage: Eukaryota; Metazoa; Rotifera; Eurotatoria; Philodinida; Philodinidae. The record is from the annotation of a GenBank genome assembly.
AUGUUUUUAUUAUUGUUAAUUAUCUUCAUAUGUUUUAUAUUAAUUAUUAUUUCUCCAUUUAUUUUAAUUCGUUUAAUAUCUUCAAAAAAUUCUAAUCAAUAUAAUGGAAAUUAUCUUUUAGUUAUAGCACAUCCAGAUGAUGAAUGUUUAUUUUUUUCACCUAUUUUAUUAUCUAUUGAUUCAAAUAAAUAUAUAUUAUGUCUUUCAAAUGGAAAUAAUCAUCGAUCCGAUGAAUUACGUCGUUCAUGUAUUAAACUUGGUAUUAAUAAUUAUAAAAUAAUUGAUGAUAAAAUUAAUUUAAAAGAUGAUCAAACAAUUUCAUGGUCUUCAGAUGCUAUAUUAGGUCAUGUUAAACAAGCAAUACGUCAAUGGAAUAUUUCAAUAAUAAUUUCAUUUGAUAAUUAUGGUAUAAGUGGUCAUAAAAAUCAUAUAUCUAUUUAUUAUGCUUUAUUAAAAUUAUCUCAAACAAGUCAAAUACAUUUUUUUGCACUUCAAUCAUUACCAAUCUAUAGAAAAUAUUUUACUUUAAUAGAAUUAUUUAGAAUUUAUUUUCAAAAAAAAUCAAUAAAUAUGAAAACAUUUAUUUUACCAGUAAAAUAUUGUUUAACACCACAUCGUGCAAUGUUCGAACAUCGAUCUCAACUUGUUUGGUUUCGUUAUUUAUAUUUAUUUUUUUCUCGUUAUAUUUGGAUUAAUGAUUUUACAUUAGUUUAUUAA